AUGGAAAACGACGAGCAGGUCGGCUUCCUGAAGAUCCACGAGAACGGCUACCCGGCGGACAGCUGCGGGGCGUGGAAGUACUUGGGCAACGCGGCCAGCGCGGAGGCCUGCAAAGACAUGGUGCUGGAGGCGUACUCCGACGGCUCCGUGCUCGCAUUCGCGUACGAGUCUGGGGGCUAUUGGGCGGGGACCUGCUAUUCCGAGGCCAUCGAGGUGACGGACGCGCUCUGGGCGUCGGCCCUGUCGGACCGCGUGAGCAUCGACUGCGGCGGAGUGGCGGACGCCUGG
Messenger RNA from Prorocentrum cordatum, 288 nucleotides. NCBI's taxonomy places the organism in Eukaryota, Dinophyceae, Prorocentrales, Prorocentraceae. The record is from the annotation of a GenBank genome assembly.